AUGUCGGACGGCGUGCGGCCAGCGCUGAUCUUGAUUUGUGGCCCCUCUGGCUCUGGCAAGUCAACCCUGGCGAAAAGGCUCGGUGAUGAGCUACAGGCAGCUGUGAUUCACCAGGAUGACUACUUCUUGAAGCCCUUCCUGCGUUACCGGGACCGGGCCGCUUUGGCGUCGCAAGCAGAGAGCACGCCUUCCGGUUCACAAACUGUCCAAUCUGUGUGCCCUCCCUGCCCAACGCCCCCCCUUCCCCCCCACCAAUCAAAGGUAGAUGAUGCAUAUGAGGGGCCAGCAAACGUGGAUUGGCCACGACUACAGCAAGACGCGUGCCUGGACGCUUGUUUAGCGAGAGAGAGAGAGACAACCACCGGCGGACUUCUUAAGACCCAACUCGGCCCGUAG
Symbiodinium natans is the source of this 396-nucleotide messenger RNA. NCBI's taxonomy places the organism in Eukaryota, Dinophyceae, Suessiales, Symbiodiniaceae. The record is from the annotation of a GenBank genome assembly.